Molecule: messenger RNA, 8602 nt
Organism: Synchiropus splendidus (mandarinfish)
Lineage: Eukaryota; Metazoa; Chordata; Actinopteri; Syngnathiformes; Callionymidae
Product: serotonin N-acetyltransferase-like
Exons: 4
Coding region: 244-960 (238 amino acids)
Biological process (GO): response to light stimulus; circadian rhythm
Cellular component (GO): cytoplasm
Molecular function (GO): aralkylamine N-acetyltransferase activity
Source: RefSeq, a predicted model, not a curated record
AACUUGGAGCUGGGAGGAGAACUUGCGAACCUGCGUGUGAUCAGAGAUAAGACGCGUCUAAUGCUCGCGCUAAUCCGCCUCAUGUGACUCAUCGUACUAUCAUAAUGAGGACGGACGUGCGCGCGAGGGCCUCACUCCUGCCUGCGACAGCAAAUGGACUCUUAAUAACAGGUCCAGUUGGACGUGACGCACACGCGGACCACCAUCAUCUGCCGCCGCGCACUUGUUGCGGUGUCACUUCAGAUGGAAGCGUCAGGGUCCUCGCAGGGCAGCGGGAGCAGGUUGGCGGCCGUGGAGAGAGGUCUCGGGGAGAUGUCAGUUCGGAAGGCGGCGUCCGUGUCCCCCAACCCCCAGCGGAGACACACCCUCCCGGCGAGCGAGGUGCGGCCGCUCAACGAGCAGGACGCCGUCAGCGUGUUCGAGAUCGAGCGGGAAGCCUUCAUCUCGGUGUCCGGCGAGUGUCCCCUCCACCUGGACGAGGUGCGGCACUUCCUCACCCUGUGUCCCGAGUUCUCCAUGGGCUGGUUCGAGGAGGGACGGCUGGUGGCCUUCAUCAUCGGCUCGCUGUGGGACAAGGAGCGACUCACAACGGAGGCGCUAACACUCCACAAGCCCCGUGGCUCCAGCCUCCACAUCCACAUCCUGGCGGUGCACCGCACCUUCCGUCAGCAGGGCAAAGGUCCAAUCCUGAUGUGGCGCUACCUGCAGUACCUGCGCUGUCUCCCCAACGUGCGGCGGGCCGUGCUCAUGUGCGAGGACUUCCUGGUGCCGUUCUACCGGAAGUCUGGCUUCAAGGUCUUGGGCCGCUGCGCCAUCACCGUGGGCGCCCUGACCUUCACGGAGAUGUGGUACCCCAUCAGCGGACACGCCUACAUGCGGCGCAACAGCGAGGCCAUCCGCUUCCCGGAGCAGCCGCUGACUCUGCCGCCCGCUGGGACCUCUGGUCACGGCGCUCACUAAAAAUCUCUUCAGGGUUUCGGCGUCUUUGGUGUGACAAGUCACGCGACGACACCCGCUCUUGCUUUAGCUAGUUCUAAUCGCUAGCAUGCAGCAACUUUCAGCCGAAGCAGAAACUUCUGUCCAGUAGAAACGUGAGUGAACACUGCUGUGGUGUUUCUUGUGUUGAUGUAGCAUGAAAUAGUGUUGACACAAUCAUGUUGUUAAUCAUCGCUGACGUCAGUCUGGAUUAUUUUUAAUCCCAGGUCUGAUUCAGACGCGGAUUAAGACACAGAUUCUGUCUCAGUGUCGAGUCAAUUAAAGUCUUUUAUACUGUUUUCCAACAGUCUUUUUUUGGGAACUGGUGAGUAAUCAGAUGAUGGAAACAAACCUUUCACUAUGACGGCAGCCUGAGUCGCGUGCGCUAAUCCCACCGAGUCCUGCCGGUCCUCAGGUGAUCACCCCACCCCCCACCACCACACAGACACUUGAGUUCCACCAGAGUCCAGUUUAAUCACACACACAUACCUGUCAGCACUUCAACACCAGAACCGUUGGCACCAGAGUCCAUGAACCGAGCACGACUGUCAGUUGUAACUGGAACCGAAGCGAAAGCUGGAGUAGGACGGCCUGGUGGAGGCGUCGGUGGAAGCCGCGGGGAGGAGCAGGAGCCCGGUGCUGACGUCCCGCCGGCAGCGCUCCAUGGCCUGCUUGUAGGAGAUCUUCUCCUGGCUGAUGGGGUCCAGCAGCUCUUUGGUGUGCGCUGACUCGUCCUCCAGGUUUUUAGCCGUCGCGCUGUCGAUGAGGUUGGUGGCGAGCGCUUCCUGCGUGGAGAGGCGUCCCGCCUUGGUGGGGUCCACCAGCCCGCCGGUCAGGUACUGCGCCUCCAUGUAGCGGAUGGCGUUCUCUUUGGGGAUGUAGCCCUUCUGCGCCGCCUGACCCACCGCCAGACGCUCUUUGGUGACCGGGUCCUCGACCCCCGUGAAGGCCUUCUGGGCGUUGAGGAGUUUGUACAUGUGGCUGCUGUCGAUGAGGCCGUGCUCCGCCGCCUUGUGGACGGAGAGUUUGUCCUUUUUGUUGAGAUCCACAAUCCCACCCGAGGCAGCCUGGGCUUCCAGCAGCUUCAGGGCCGUGUCGGUGUCGAUCAGCUUUCGGGUCAGAGCGCUUCUCACCGACAUCCGGCUCUCAGUGGUGGUGUCCCAGAUCCCAGAGAUGGGGAAGUUGUCUUCAGCCCCGGAGCCGUUCAGGUUGGUCAAACUGCCGCUGAGAUGAGUGUUGAGGCUACUGUAGGAGGACCUGAGGGACGGAGACAUGGCGUUCAGCGGCGAGGCAGGGGUGGUUCUGCUGGGGGUCCUGGGGCUGGGGGGAGGGAUUGGCAGCGGCGGGACUGGAACCUUUUUGUUCUCACCCGCCACCAGAAGAGCAAACUCGGAAAUGGAUAUUUUGCCAUCCUUGUAGCGGUUCAGGUCGUACUGGGUCAGGCGGCCGCUGCGAAGGGCGUCUUUGACCGAGUACUGCUUCCCGCUUUUGCGAUCCUGCAGGAUCAUCGAGUCGCCUUCUGGACUGGUUGAGGUGAUCUCCUCCCAGUCACACUCCAGGGUGGACAAGUGGAUGUACUGGUUCCGGUCGAUGAGGCCUUGUAGGUAGGCGUCGUAAGGAGACAUGUCCUUGCCGGUUUCCGGAUCGAGGAUGGUGAUCUUGGUGGAGAGGUUGGUCUCUCGGGUGUGGGUCUCGGUCUGGUCCUCUUUCACGAUCUGUCCCUGCAGCUCGCUGAUGAGCUUCUCCAGCUGAUGGAUCUUGUCUUUCUCGUUGAGAAUGUCCUUCUCCAGGCGCUGCACCUCGGAUGAGGUCUUGAGGCUCCUCUGGCGGGCCAGCUGGUUCCGCUCACUCAUCAGUUUGGACUGCUGCUGGAAGGUGAUGUUGAUGUUCUGUCUCUCAGACUCCACCAUCUUCAGCUGCCGCAGGAGCUCAUCCUUCUCCCGCAGCAGAGUGUCUCGGUUCAUGACUAGAGCGGUUUCCUCCUGAGACGUCAUGGACCUGGAGGUCGUGAGGUGGUUGAUCUUGAUGAUGAUGUUCUGUGUUUUGUCCUCCUGAUCGCGCCUCAGGUUCCGCUCUUGACCUACCAGGUCUCUCAAACGUUCCCUCUCGGCCUCCACAGUUGGGUCCUUCUCCACCCGGACCACCUCCCUGUACACGACUCUCUCCAGGGACUUCUCCUUCUGCAGCUGCUCCAGCUUCAGCCUCAGGUUGCGGACCUCCCUCUCCAGCCGACUGAUGUUGUUGCCCUCGUUCUCCAAGGUCACACGGAGGCCCUCGGUCAGCUUCUCCAACUUGGGGUCUCGUUCCACUUUAAGCACCUCCUCGAUGACGAUCUUUUCCUCCACCGGCGGCGGAGAGCUCUCCAGCUCCAGGAUACGAGCUUUGAUCUGCCUCAGCUCCGACUCCACUUGGAUCUUCUUCUUACGAUCAUCCAUCUGCGCCAGAGUGUUCUCCUUCUCUUGAACCAGUGCCCGAAGCUGCCGGACUUCCAGCUCCAGCUUUCUCCGGGUUUUCACUUCAUCGUCCAGAGACUUGUUGAGCUUCUCGUGCUCCAGAAUUUGGUUGGGGUCCUUCUGGAGUCGCACCACUUCCUGCAUGACGAUCUUCUCCUCGGGCUUCUGCCGUUCAAGCAUGAUGUAUUGGUUCUGGAGGUCGAAGAGCACCUCUUCCACGGCGCGGCGGUUGUGGAUCUCCUCCCUCACGGUCCUGCGAAGCCGGUCCACUUCCUUCUCCAGCAGUGGGUCGUUCUCGUACUUGAUCAACUCCUUAUUCACCAGCUUUAUCUCCACUUUGGACUUCUCAGCUUUCAACUCGUCCCGUUCCUUCCUCAGGUGAGUCAGCAGCUCCAGGGUGGUGUCGUAGUUGACCUGCAGCCUGGACACUUGGUUGCUGAGCCUCUGCAGCUCCCUCAGAACCUCCGGGCUCUUCUCCUCUUUGAUCACCUCCUGGGUCACCUCCUUGUACUCCACCUUGGGCUUCUGCGCACGCAGCGUGGUGAGCGUGGCCAUGAUGGUGCUGAUGUCCUUCUCCAUGUCGGAGCGGCUCCGGGCCGAGUCCUGCAGGGCCUUCCUCAGCCGCACCAGCUCCACGUCAGUCUCCGGAUCCACCUGGUAGAUCUCGUUGAUGAUCUCCUUGACCUCCACUUUGGGUCGAAGCUUCUCCACCUCGCCGUAGCGCAGCUGCAGGGUGGUCAGGUCCUUCAUCAGUAUGGCGUUCUCGUCCUUCUCCUCCUCCAGGACCACUCGAAGUUUCUUGGCCUCCUCGAUGCUCUCGGGGUCCUGCUGCACCUGCUUCACCACCUUGGUGACGACCUUGGGCUGGAUGGUGGGGAUCACCCGCUCCAGCAUGUUGAUCUGGCCCCUCACACCGAAGAUCUUUUCGGUGACUAGCUUGCACUGGGUCUCCUCCUCAGCAAUUUCGUUUUGGAAGUUGAGAAUGGCCUUCAGCAUCUGGGGGUCCUUCUCCAGCCUCACCACUUCCUUCUUCACCACCUUCUCUCGGAUCUUGGGCUUCUGCUGAGCCAGGAGGGUGAGCUCCGUCCUCAUGCUCACCGUCUCAGAGUCCUUGGUCUGCAUGUCCUUGCGGAUCUGGCUCAUCUCCUCCCUGAUCUUCUCUGCUUCCUUCUCCAGCUGCGGGUCUCUCUCGUACUCCGUCAGAACUUUGGUCACCAGUUUGGGUUCCGUCUUGCUCAGCUGGGUUUCCAGUUUGAUGAUCUUCUCCUUGAUUACGUCGAUCUCCGAGUGGGUUCUUGACCUCUUCAGACCCUCUUCCUGGAUCCGGCCCUUCAGGUUCUUCAGGUCCGUCUCUAUUUUGGGGUCCCGGUAGUACUGAACCACCUCCUUCUCCUCCAGUCGCUCCACUCCCCUCCUGCUCUUCAGAGACACAAAGCGCUUCCUGUGGGCAUCCAGGUUGUUCUCGGCGUGUUCCCGGCGGGCUUUCUCUUCGCUCAGUUCCUUUCUCAGGACCUCGCUCUCGGCCUGGUCCUUCUGCUGGCUCCGUAGCUGCAGCUGCUGCGAGACCGCCACCUGACUCACUCGCUCCUCAUUCUGCCACGACAAGAACACAUCAGAGACAGUGUGGAGGCUGCGCUCAACUCGACGAGUCACAGCAGCAGCGAGGGCCUCCUACCUGCACCUUGAUGCUUCUGAGCAGUUCCAGCUGCUGCAGGAGCAGCUCUUGCUCCACUGCCACCUGCGAGUACAGGUUGACCAGGUCCCGCUCCUGAGGAGCAGCACAUGAGUCAGCAGUCUGACCUCACCAGCCGCCCGCAUCCACUCACACACCUUCUGCUGGAUGGCCUUCACCAAGGUGGCCUCCUCACGUCUCUUCAGGGCUGGUUCAUCCUCGUCGUCCUCCUCCUCCUCCUCCCUCAGAGCACUGCGGUACGUGGCGGCCCUCACCUCGUACACCUGAAAGAGCAAGUGGGUCACCAGCUGAAAAGACUCCUCACACAUUCAUCCAAAGACCUGGUCUAAACAGUGUUUAUCAAUCUUUUUCUAGCCACGGCAGCCUUGGUUCAUUAAAAAAAUCCCAGGCUCACCACCAAAGGAACCUGGGCCAAAGCACACUUGUACUUAAAGUCCCUAUUCAUUUGUGAAAAACUGUAGCUACUGACACUGGGUUGUUAUUUUGCCAGACUAUGUGCAGAAACAAAUUGCAGAAAAUGUGUUUGUUUCAAAUGUGUCCAGAAAGGGGCGGCAAUAUGGAAAAAUAUAUCAUGAUUUGUUGAUGUAUUUACUUACUUUAAAUAACUGUUUGGAUCUUAUCACUUCUCUCUUGCAUGACUUAAUUGUAGUUUCCAGACAAAUCCUUAGCAUUCUUUGCCUGAACUUGCUUCAUAAAAACAACGAUUCUUUCUCUCUUCACAUUUUGGAGCGCAUUUAUUUUGUUGUGCAUUUAGUUUUUCGCCAACUUUUAAACCACAGAGCAAACUUUGACUGUGACACUUUCUUGAAUUGAGACGUCACAUUAGCCGUUAGCUCUGGGGUGCAGACAGUCUUUGGCAUGGUGGCGGCUCCGACAAGGAUCCCUCCCUCCCUGGUUCUGUGGUGAAAGUGUGUGGUCAAGUUAGAGGCGCACCAGCUUUAAAAACAGCUGGAAGUUGCGCAUGUGAGCGGCUUCUUGGCUGUGAGUCAGAUUCGUCAGAUUAUAUUUGUUUCCCUGAUAAAUAUUCCGAUAUUUCUGCCCUAUAUUUCUAGUCUGAUUCAUUAAUUGGUGACAUCAUUCUCCCCAUCAACGUCUUUCUACUUUUCUGGCUUCAGAUUCUUUCACACCAAUAUUUUUCAGUCAUGUGCACAUACAUUUUUGCAAAUUGCAUGAUUCUUAAGUUCAAGUAUGUUUGAGUGCUUCUCUCAGGUUAGAGUGUAUUUCUCUCUCUCUGACAGCACUUUGCUUUUUCCUUUACUAUCUAUUUUUAUUUUAUUUUAUCAAAAUUGGAUUCAAAGGUUUGUUCCCAUUUUCUAUGGUACUAAAACAGAUUGUCCUUCUCAAUUUUCCUGACUCUGUACCGCUGCCAUGUUGUUGUGUUUCCCGCCGUGGCUUCUCCCUCUGGUUGUUUGCUGAUGUUCCAGACUGGCUUCCAAACAUGGACAUGUUUUCUGAACCGUGAACUCACGUUCAAGGUCUCCUGCAGCUCUCUGGAAAGAUCCUUGAGUCGCUCCAGGUCACCUGACUUCCUCCUGAUGUCCUCCACCACCCUCUGAGUAAACACAGCAAAAGCAACACUCACACAGCAGUCGUGAGAUCAUCUGCAGCACGGAUCAAGCAGGAGCAACUUUCAAUGAUCAAUGUGAAUAAACAAGGACAGAUGUGCGUGUGUGUUCGGUCCCACCCUCUGAGAGCUUUGUCUGCCGAUGAUCUGCUGGACGUCGUCCUCCGGCCGGCUGGAGUUGUUGGGGACGUUGACCAGGAAGAAGUCCAGCGACUGAGAGGCGUUCUGGAAGUCCUGGUUCUUAUUGGUGGCGUCUUGAAGGAGGACAGACCUGCAGACAGGGACGGGACGUGGUCAGCACAGCCACCUCUCUCUGACCUUCCACCAGAUGCCGCUCACCUCUGCUCCAGCUGGAUGCUGACAUUGGUGUAUCGGUUCUUCAGCUGCUUGACCUCGCUCUCCUGCCGCAGGAGGUCAGGGCAGAACUCGUUGAAGCUCAGCUGCAGGGAGCUGCAGGCCUGCUUGGUCACAUCCAGGUCUUUGCCCAGGCGGGUCAGCUCGCCCUUCUUGGACGCCACGUCUGCUCUCAUGUUCUGCUCCGAGGAGAACCAUCAUUAAACACCUCAGCUGCUCAGCUGGAGCUCAAGUCUGAGGGGGACCACGGACCUGCAGCCGCUGGUUCCGGGUGGUCAGGACGUUGGGCUGGUUCAGGAUGACGCCGUCGUCCGCGAGCUGGCGCUCGGAGUCCGAGAUGAUCGUAUACACGGUGAGCAUCUGACGCUCCAGGAACAUGGAGGCGGUCGCUCUGGUGAGUCAGGCGGGACCAGUGGGUGGAACACUCACACACAAACAUGACAUCCCCAACACACACACUCACUUCUUGUGGUAGAGGUCCAGGAGAGCGUCCAGAUCAUCAAUCAUGUUGUCGGCAUCUCGGACUUUCAGCGGCAGGCUGGCGGUGGUCGGGCCCAGAGGGCUCUUGGCCAGAACCAGCUCCAUGUCUUUCUGGAUCAUGAUCUUCUCCGACUGCAGCUUACGCAGAGAGGCAGUGGACGCCUACGGAGAGACGAGGGUCACGGGCUGCCACUCGUGCAGACGGAGAGCAGGUCAGAAGGAUCCUCACCUCGUGCUCCUGCAGCCUGCGCUCCAGGUCCUCGGUCGGGCUGCGAUUGUCCAGCGGGGCUCGAAGUCGGCCCAGGAUGUCCUGUUUGCAUCGGUCCAGCAUCGUGUUGAUCUUGUCCAGGCGGGCGGCAUGUUCCACAGCUUUGGGGUCCUCAGGGGGGGUGGAGACCAUCGCUGAGGGGGACCACAUGGCAGAGUCCAGGUUAGGCUAGGAGGACUGGCGCUCCUCACCGUCUCCAGGGAUUUUUAAGACUUUACUCGGGGUCUCACCGGCCUUCUGAGGUCGGUCCACCUCCACCAAGGAGUUCUUCAGCGAGGAUGCCAGAUUAAACCUCUGGCUCUGCAGGUCCAAGAACCUCUGCUCCAGUCUGGACACACACACACAGGUCUGACCAAUACCACUCAGACAAAUGGUUGCUCGCCAUCACAUCCCGACAGCAUCCUGGUUCUGCUCGAUUCAUCUUGUAUCUUGAAAGUUUCAGAAACAUUUCAAAAAGUAAAUUCAAGACUUUAACUCAUCUAGGCAGUGCACGCUUAAACCGCCAGGGGGCGCCAGAAGCCCCGACUCUUAAAAAGAUGAGCAGUGAGGGUUUGAUCAUUUAAAAACAACAAUGAAAAUGAAUUAUCUGGGUCGGUUGGUCGCUGUGAGUUAGUUAUAAAAAAGUGGUGACAAAGAUUUACAAGCUGACCAGCGAGGUGUGACACGAAUAAACUGUGAGGUCCAUGAGUCAUAUUGAAACCCCACAGGACUUUCUUCAGUUUGAAUUUGAUGUUACCAAUAAAAUUUGGACAAAGGUUCUCUGCAUUACUUUAGAGUCUCUGGCGCAGGAACACCAGACCACUGACCUGUUGACC